Molecule: messenger RNA, 1083 nt
Organism: Amorphotheca resinae ATCC 22711
Lineage: Eukaryota; Fungi; Ascomycota; Leotiomycetes; Helotiales; Amorphothecaceae
Exons: 3
Coding region: 136-1083 (315 amino acids)
Biological process (GO): very long-chain fatty acid biosynthetic process
Molecular function (GO): oxidoreductase activity, acting on the CH-CH group of donors
Source: RefSeq, a predicted model, not a curated record
ACUACUUCAUGCUUCACUCUGUCAGAACAGCAACAAUCACUCUUGAGUCCUGAACCUCGAGAGCCCCUCCAGCUUUCUUUUGCGGAGCGGACUUCUUAACCAUCAAUCCUCCGUUCUUCCUACAAGACAUUCGAGAUGGCCCCCACUACGUUGAAAGUCAGCAAUCGCUCUCCAAAGAAGCCAAUCAAGAAGCUGCCCAGCAGUAUCGAGAUCACGGACAAGACAACCGUCCAAGAUGUCAAGAAUCAGCUCGCAAAACAGAUGGGUGGGAUGGAUCCCAACCGGUUGGGAAUUUUCGAUACGAAGAACAAGAUCUUGAAGGACAGGUUAUCCCUCGUCAGCCAGAACCAAGAAGUUAUGGCCGGAAAAGAGAUCUUGGUCAAAGACCUAGGCCUCCAGAUCUCUUGGCUCACUGUCUUCAUCAUCGAAUACGCCGGACCCAUCUUCAUCCACCUGUCCUUCCUCCUUACACGACGCUACAUCUACCACGACUAUAGCCCGCUCUCUCCCUCCCAGAAGCUCUCUAUGGCGAUGAUCGUCCUCCACUUCAUCAAACGCGAAUACGAAACCUUGUUUGUCCACAAGUUCUCCCUCACAACGAUGCCCUUCCGCAAUAUCUUCAAAAACUCGGCGCACUACUGGAUUUUCAGCGGUAUCAACAUGGCUUACUGGAUCUACUCUCCUAACUCCUACGCUGCGAGAACAUCUUCGACGGUCAAUUAUGUAGACGCCGCCGGGCUGGUCAUUUACGUUUUCGGCGAGCUUUCGAACCUACACACCCAUCUGACGCUCUCAAGGUUACGUUCCCGCAAUGGCACCGAGCGAGGCAUCCCCAAAGGCUACGGAUUCAACUUGGUUACAUGCCCGAAUUACUUGUUUGAGUUGAUCGCCUGGACGGGGAUGUUGUUGGUCUCCAAGAGUCUGAGCACGGUAAUUUUCAUCAUCCUGGGGUGGGCACAAAUGCAUCAGUGGGCUAUCAAGAAGGAGAAGGCAUAUCGUGCGGAGUUCCCAGAAACGUACAAGAAGAAGAAGUAUGUCCUGCUUCCAAGCCCGGGCGCGGUGAUCAAGGCUUUGGUCGGAUGA